Molecule: messenger RNA, 1991 nt
Organism: Diabrotica virgifera virgifera (western corn rootworm)
Lineage: Eukaryota; Metazoa; Arthropoda; Insecta; Coleoptera; Chrysomelidae
Gene: Srp54k
Product: signal recognition particle 54 kDa protein
Exons: 7
Coding region: 142-1668 (508 amino acids)
Biological process (GO): SRP-dependent cotranslational protein targeting to membrane; SRP-dependent cotranslational protein targeting to membrane, translocation
Cellular component (GO): signal recognition particle, endoplasmic reticulum targeting; cytosol
Molecular function (GO): ATP hydrolysis activity; 7S RNA binding; GTPase activity
Source: RefSeq, a predicted model, not a curated record
UGUCUCUGUCAUUUAAACGUCAAAAUUUCUAACCCUGUUUUUCAUUUUUCAUUAACAACACGUCAAAAGUAUUUGUCGCAUCAACUGAAGACAUGAGAAAAUAAUUUUUUACAACAUAAUAUUUUCAGAUAUUAAAUCAAGAUGGUACUAGCAGAUUUAGGUCGUAAAAUUACGACCGCCUUGCAGUCUUUAAGCAAGGCAACAAUUAUUAAUGAAGAGGUCUUAAAUGGAAUGCUAAAUGAUAUUUGUCGGGCACUCAUUGAGGCUGAUGUUAAUAUCAAAUUAGUUAAAUCUCUCAGGGAAAAUGUUAAAUCUGUUAUUGACUUUGAUGAAAUGGCUGGUGGUCUCAACAAGAGGAGGAUGAUCCAAAGUGCAGUAUUUAAAGAGCUUGUCAAAUUGGUAGACCCAGGAGUAAAGCCAUAUCAACCUGUUAAAGGCAAACCAAAUGUUAUUAUGUUUGUUGGUUUACAAGGUUCUGGUAAAACAACCACUUGUACCAAACUAGCUUAUCAUUAUCAGAAAAAGAACUGGAAAUCAUGUUUGGUAUGUGCAGAUACAUUCAGAGCUGGUGCCUAUGAUCAGGUAAAACAGAACUGUACAAAAGCUAGGAUACCCUUUUAUGGAAGUUACACAGAAGUUGAUCCUGUAGUCAUAGCCCAGGAUGGUGUUGAUAUGUUUAAAAAGGAAGGUUUUGAAAUUAUAAUAGUAGAUACAAGUGGUAGACACAAGCAAGAAGAAUCUUUGUUUGAAGAAAUGUUGGCAGUUUCUAAUGCUGUGAGACCAGACAAUAUUAUUUUCGUUAUGGACGCCACAAUUGGUCAAGCCUGCGAAGCCCAAGCAAAAGCCUUUAAAGAAAAAGUAGAUGUAGGAUCCGUAAUUAUCACAAAAUUGGAUGGUCAUGCAAAAGGAGGUGGUGCACUUAGUGCCGUUGCAGCUACUAACAGUCCAGUUAUAUUUAUCGGUACAGGAGAGCACAUAGACGAUUUAGAUCCAUUUAAAACAAAACCUUUCAUUAGUAAAUUAUUGGGGAUGGGUGACAUAGAAGGUUUAAUUGACAAAGUAAACGAAUUAAAGUUAGAAGAUAAUGAAGAAUUGUUAGAAAAAAUUAAACAUGGUCAAUUUACGCUCAGAGAUAUGUAUGAACAAUUUCAAAAUAUAAUGAAGAUGGGACCUUUUUCACAAAUUAUGGGUAUGAUCCCAGGAUUUAGCCAAGAUUUUAUGUCAAAAGGAAGCGAACAGGAAUCAAUGGCACGAUUAAAAAGAUUAAUGACAAUAAUGGACAGUAUGAAUGAUUACGAGUUGGACAACAGGGAUGGCGCAAAAUUGUUUACUAAACAAGUUGGUAGAGUGGUCAGGGUAGCACAAGGAUCUGGUGUAACAGAAAGAGAAGUAAAAGAUCUCAUUACGCAGUACACAAAAUUCGCAGCGGUGGUAAAGAAAAUGGGAGGCAUCAAAGGUCUCUUCAAAGGUGGCGAUAUGGCUAAAAACGUCAACCACAACCAGAUGGCGAAACUUAAUCAACAAAUGGCCAAAAUGAUGGACCCUAGAGUCCUCCAACAAAUGGGCGGCAUGGCAGGUUUGCAAAAUAUGAUGAGACAACUCCAAGCAGGCGCAGCUGGUGGUUUAGGGGGCUUAGGUAAUCUUAUGGGGGGCUUUGGUAAUAAAUGAUUGUUAAAUAUUUCUUAUGAUUAUUUUGAAUUGCCAUUUGAUACUUCUUUCAGAAGCCAUAUGUUGUGUCAAGCAACAUUUUUUAUUUGUAGAAUAAUCUAAUAAUUAACGCAGACUUUAUCAUUACCGAAGCAAACUGCUACAAUAUGUAUAAAGAAAGUUAAUGGCAUUUGAAAGAAUUAUUGAGUGAUUUGUUUCUAAAUGGAUGAGGAAGCAGAGUAUUUUUGUUUUGUUUUGAAUGUGUAGAAAAUAUUUUAUAUUGACAUUGUAAAAACGGUACACUGUUUGUAACUUAUUCCUACAAAUAAACAGUUUUCUAAUAA